This is a messenger RNA of Rotaria sp. Silwood1, 519 nucleotides long. The record is from the annotation of a GenBank genome assembly. Lineage: Eukaryota; Metazoa; Rotifera; Eurotatoria; Philodinida; Philodinidae.
AUGGGUUUUUUUCAAGGAAUCAAAGGGCAAGUAUUUUUUUUUUUAUUAAUGAAACAUACAGUUUUGGCCAAAACUAUUGAGUCACUUACAGAUGUUCUUUGUCUGAAUGUGAAAUCAUAUAGACUUGAUAAAACUGUCAGUGUUGUUCUUCUCGCUUUUCUGGCUUCAAUUGGUCUUACAUUACUCAUCUUAGGUUGUGCAUUGUCUCAAUAUAAUUGGUGGCCAACAUUUGUAAUUAUAUUUUAUGUUCUGUCACCAUUUCCAAUAGCCAUUGGACGUCGAUGUACAUCCGAUGGUGGCUAUACUUUACGGGAAUCAAGUCCAUGUGCAGAUUUAAUGUGGUUUAUAACAAGUGUUAUUGUUGUUUCGGCAUUUGGUUUGCCAGCAGUUAUGUAUCGUGCAUCUGUCAUUCAAGUUGGUUCAAUGGCUUUUAUAAUGUCAGCUAAUGUGGUUAUAUUUACAACGAUUACAAUUUAUUUCAUGACAUUUGGUUCAGAUGAUAGUUUACCUAAUUUCUAA